AUGAAACAGUAAAAUUUUUCUUGGAGGAAAUGUUGAAAUCGACAUUUUAGCCACAUCGUGGUGGUGAAAAUGAAACUCGACUUCAGGAUUCAUUCGGCACAGAUUAAAGAGCGAAGUUCCUUGUUCAUAUGUUCAUGGGGGCUGCAGAGAGUAUCGAGGAGCAAACUGGUGUAGUAAGAUUUGGGGAUAAUGAAAAUGUCUGGCAGGAUCAAGAAACGACGAGUGGUGGACAAGAACAUCUGUUCGAUGACCUUAACACUGAAGCUAAAGGUAACGCAAGUUUGUUUUUAACGAUUUAAAACGAAAUACGCAGUUACAGAUUCGACUCAUACCUGUCAUACUGCCCAUUGCUCGAAUUAUUUCACCGUAUGGUAUACUUUCUAACUUUUAGUGAUGUCCCAGCCAAUUGAUUGGUAUCUACCUCAGGGUAUCCGAUCUACUAUAACUGAGAACUACGUUUAAUAAACGGAAUAGAGACGACAUAUCACGGAAAAAACCACUUCGGUAGAAAAGUUUUUAUUCGUUCAAAAACUGUGUACAAAAUUGUUUCCUUAAACUAUCAACAUCCUAAUCUGAACGAACUAAAAAUCGUUUUUAUUAUUAUUAUUAUUAGUAUUGAUUGAACGUUGAACGAGCUGAUUAUCACGAGCGUGUAGAAAAUCGCCAUCAAAAUUGGAGCGUGCGUGAUGGUCUCGCGCGUUGUCACCGUUUCAAGGUUACGUCAGACUUAUUUGCGUUUCAGAAAAGUAUCAAUUGGUACAUCUUUUUUUAAAAGGCAAAAUUGAAUUACUCGCUUCUAACACCAUCGAGAUCACAGGCCUCAGGUUACAGAAAAAUACUAGUAAAACGGGAACGCGUGGUAGUCAGCUUCAGCCAACCCCUUUUUUUUCCUUGCGCCGCCUGAGGCGCUCGCGCGCGAGGUAGGGUCUCCUUAAUUUCCCUUUUCCCUUCAAAGCCCUGCAACGCAGGCUUCUUGUAGCAAACUGAAAACUACAACUUCCCCCGUUCCUCGAACACCUCCCUUAUUCUGUCACGGUAAUAACUUUUUUCUUUGUUUUUUUUUUUUAAUUUUCACUUUCUCGAGUUUCCGUAGACUCAGUUUUCGGUAGUUUCGUGUUGAGAAGACGGUGAGGGGGUUGUCUGUGACCGUCUGUGGUCAAGCCUCUUCUUGUUUUUUGUCGUUAGUUGUGGAACGUGACCAAGCAGGUCAAGUGUCAUCUCGAGCAGGCCCUCUUUUAGCGUGGAAAAUACUGAAAAUAGAGGACGGUCCCGAGGCACCUGCCGGACUACUGAUGGUCCGAUGACUGACAAUGAACCUUGAACGAUCAACGGGAUUGUACAUGUACGUUAAGGUGUUCUUGUUCUGGCUUAAGUUUUCACUGAACAAAUAUGUCUUCCCUCCUUGCGUUGCCAGAUUGGAUAUCACAUAUCCCUAAAGUGGACGACUCUCAUGGUAUUGCCACAGUCGCUCCAGCCCAUACAAUGCAGCUCGAAGGAACGUACGAGGACUUCGAGAUUCUUGGAGAUACAGCUGUCAGACAAAGUUAGAAUUGUCAAGGUUUUUUCUUUAUCACUUAUGCUCUGAGAACCCUUUUGAAUGCAUUAGAGACCUGAAAAUCGCUUGGAAUAGAAGUGGCUGGCCUACCCCUAGAUGCUUAUUAAACCAGGAGCCAUGAUGAGGGAACCUUUGAUUGGGGCUCAUGAUUAAACCUCCCCGGCGAAGCACUUUCCUCUUGGAAAUCCUUUAACGGCUAUUAGUAUUAGUUUCAGAUUUCUUUCUUCUUCCCCUGCAGCUUAGAAUUUAUGGCGUUACUGUAGUGUUGUGCUUUUUUUUCAAGAAUCCUAUAAAAAAAAUCUCUUCUUUCUGACCGCAUGUAUGUGCCUUGGUCUCUUGCCCAAACAGCUAGUCAAACGGAAUUUGAGACAGUAAGCGAAGCAGGUAUCCAAACAGAUCUCUCACACUCAGCGGAAACCCAAUCUGCUGUGACGCAAGGACUAAAGUACAAACCUCCAAAGAGGACGUAUAUCAGGAAGAGAGCGAAUAAACCCCAAGGUAAGACAAGGAAGAGAUCGCCUGCGACCCUCUGAUUUUUCAAAGUGUCUCGUGUUAGCGCGUUCGCGUGUUCUAUUUUUGACCAGCGGUAGUUUGCAAGAAUGAUUCAGCUUGUAUGUAUGCAUGUUAUGGUAACGCUAGAACCCAGCCUCUCAAGAGUAAGUAAAAGGAAGUUUCGAUUUUCCUAUCACGGCUUGCGCUGAAAAGUGAACUCUUUCCAUCUAGUUUGCUAGUCAGAUAACGCAUUUUAGGAUGUUUGGAUCGACUCUUGAUGACGAUGAGGGAGAUUUCAUGUCAACAGCGACAAGAGGGUGAGCAUAUGUGCUCUUUGAUCUCCAUUUUUGCUUCUUUUUGUGAUCAGGUCAUCAAGAUGGCGGUAAACCGAGCCCGCGUGACAACUUUCUGUGUGUCUUAAACAGUUCUUCAAAACUCGCGUCGCUGUUCGGUCAGGAUAGAGCUUCAUUUUCAGGAGGAAACGAAUCCUUGACGUACACCGCACCUAAACAGCCCAAGAAAGAAAAGCUAGGUAUGAAUUGGUGUUGAAUAAUAAAGGUAACUAGAAAUACUGAAUUAUAGUUUGCGGGUACACACCUACUGAUCAUAUCAAUUUGGCAUAAUUCACUUGUUGUAAACACAAUACUGGUAAGCUUUGAUCUCUUUUGCCUAAUAGGUUAUGUUCACAAUGUAACUGAAAGCCUUUGUUUCAUCUCAAAAACGGUACUUAACGCGAUCUGUAGAUUUGCAGUGUGACUUUUGUGCUAGAGUGGCUACAGUGAAUUGAUGCUCGUGAAAAUGGUGUAGUUUUUAUUGGAUCAGUUUUCUGUUGUUUUUUGUCAUGGUUGUUGUCGCUGUUAACACUAUACUUGACGGUGCUGCCACAAAAAUUGAUCCAGCAUAGUGUGAACAUAGCCAUCUUUGGUGUAUCAAAGGUGAUUAAGUAAUUUCACAGGGUUUGAUGCUUGUUUUUCUUCAUCCAUUCUACUGUUUCAUCAUUUUCUCCAUGUGUCAACUAUUAAUGUUUGCCGAUGUUAUGCACCCAUCAACAUUAAUCUGGAAGGGUGUGAAGGGUGGGGGGGGCAGACAAAGGCUGGAGAUUUGACAAAGGAAGAUCACCCAUUGUGGGGACUUGUAAUUAUCGCCAAGUCCUGGGGGUGAGGACUUUUGAAGUUCCUCCGAUUACGGGUGACAUCUUGGAUUGGAAGCUGUGAAAGACCUGGUUACCAGUCGGUUAUCAGUCGCAUUAGAAGGGGUAUUGGUAACUGAAGAUGAGGGCCAUUGUAAACACAAGGAUUUGAGGGUAUUUUUUAUACACACGUGCAAGAUGGUGACUGAAAGAGAGCAUGACAUGGCAUCUGUUUUUAUCCUCUCUAUUCUUAUUUAGAUAAAUACAUCAGUUCAUUUACGUUAAAUUGUUUUAGGAAGUUAGACUCUUAUUCAGUACGACUGCAUAAUACAAAUGUUUUGGCCGAGUUUGAAAGAAAGUAAAUUUGCUUGUUAAUUUAACAGCUGCAAAUUCGUUACACUGUGUAGGUGGAAAACAUUCCUUCGUGAUGCUGGCAUUUCGCCAGAGCAUUUUAAUGACAAUAAUUAUUGUUAAAGUACGUUGCUGCUUUCAAUGAAACAUAUUUGACCUCUAGUCUUAAUUGGAGGGGUGGAGAAUGUGUUCUCUUCUGACCAGUUAUGAUGGCCACCCCCAUAAAAAAUGCUUCGAGUUCAAAUCCCAGCCUUUGCCCGGCUUCCCGGCCCCCUCCAAAUUAACAUUGAUAGGUGCAUUAGGAAGUUUGCAUCUCAUGAUGUCCACCAGGAGAUGGGUAUGGGAAUUGUAUAUGCUACCCAGGACCCUAAAUUUGGAUGCUGUUUUUGAAUGAUUUUAUUUAUUUCCCAUUCUCAAGAAGGGCCUAAUUUUCUUUAUUUUAAUGCACCUCUCUCUAUUUCACUGCUGGUAUUGUGAAGCUUUUGUGCCCUUAAAGGGAACGCCUUGAACAUACAUAUACACUGUACCUGUAGGUAUCGUUUUUAGAACUGGGGAUGUUAAUUCUCACCUCCUAAGGCAUUCUGUAUUCCACAGCUCCCUCCUCUUUUCUGAGCCAAUAAUUAGCCAUGGCUAAUCUGUAAGGAUCUGGCAACUAAGUCAAUGGACAAACAGAUGAUGUAGUGGUAGUUUAUGGGAAUUUUGAAAGUAAAUGUGAAUUUAAAGGAUAAUCACCUGAAUCAUUAAAAGCUGUUUAUUAUGGGUUAAAAUGGUUUCACUUAUCUGCAUUGUGUUUUGUUUUGUUGAAUAGCAGCAGCUCAGUCAGGAGGAGACACAUCUGUCCUAUCUCCAACAGUUGUCCAUGCCUACAAAUAGUAAGUUCCUAACAAAGUCUAUAACCUUAAAUGUAUGAAAAAAAGAGACCCCUUGGUAAUAGGAUACUUUACCAACCUCAUUGGCAACUCUAUUGAAAAAGAGUGUUGCCAUUGCAGAGUUGUUGUUUGGCUCAUUAAGCCUGUUGAUCAAUUUUUUGUGUUCUUAUUCGCUGUCAAAGCUCUUCAUCAUUUGGGAUAACCUCCCAGACAACUUUCACCCUAAGGGUGGAUGGUGCCACUCACUGGCACUAAAUGUAUGCCAGAGGUGAUUGGUAACUUUGCAUUAAUUUAGCUAACCAGAAAGUCUCCAUUCUUGUACUUGAAUCAAAUUCAGAACAUCCUGAAUACAUGUACAGAUUAAGUAGCUGCAGCAUGGGAUUGUAUUCACUCAGUGAUACCCUGGAAGAAAGUUUCUUGUUGUAUAAAAUAAUAAUAUUAAUGUUAAAGUAGAACACAGCGAGGGUUGACAGGCCACUUGAUCUCUAUACUGGUGCAAAACCUUUCAAAACUGACUUUAUAUCUUUCCUUUUAAACUAAUAUACAACUAACUGCAGACAGUACUGUUUCGGCCUUCUGGACCUCAUCAGUGCAGUGCUGAUGUCUAGGAUGGGGGUUAAGCUUAAAAAGCCACCCCAAAUGUCCCACACAUGUGGUACAUCUAAGCCAUGCCAGAGUGCUCAAACUAGCGAGCUAGCGAGCGUGCGCAAUUGCUAGCGGCAAUGACUCAUCCUAGUAGAGUGCUCAAUUUGGACAUGAAAGCAAAAGCUUUGUAAUGCCAAAGAGCUAUAUCUAACUGCAUAAUUCUUGGUGGUGCUCCCUGUUGUCUCAGUGUCAUUUUUCUCUCAACACCUCUAAGCAGAGAUUUCGUUGUUGGUGAAUACCAUUUCAAGGUUGUGCUCUGAACCUGUGAUAUCUAGGGUACCCAGCAUAAAAGGUUUCAUGCCAAAAUUAAGACUUCUCAGUCUCCAAAGAGCUAAAGUUGAGUAACAGAGGCAACUGUGCGCCAUAAGAUCACACAAUCCUGCAUGUACAGUGUACUGAUAGCUCCAGCCUGUUUCUACAUUGUAAGUUGGUAGAGACAUUUUCAAUUGAUUUUAGUCUUAAAUCUUUGUUUUUAUUAGCGUCAAUGGCCAGUAUGCUAGCCAAGGGAAGUUAGGAGCAGCAGUUCUAGCAAAUCAUGCUGCAAAUGAUGUAAGCAUUGACUGAUGUUUGUCCCAUUGAAAGCUCAUUUCAGUCCCUAUGUAUAUGUACCGGUAACACCUGCAAUCAUGGGAGAGUUGAAAAUUGCUGAUCAAACCUCAAUAUUAUUAUUCAGACAUGGUUAUUAGUUUGGAUAAUUUUAAAAGAGUCUGGAUAACUGAAAAUUUAAAUAUUUAAAUGACAUUUUUCUAGUCACUACUGUUAUUGUUUCCCACACAUGAUUGUCCAGUGUAGUUGAGAAGUCAGUUUUGGCAUUCAGCUGGAUGCACUUCAUCGCUUACGGUGUAACUACAUGUACUACUGCUUUGUCUUUAGAGGGAAAACAAUAAACAAGAAACCUCUGCUCACAGGGUAGAAUAAUUAUUAUUCAAGCAGAGGUUUCUUUCUGGCAUGGCUUUUAGAAUUAAUUUUUAAAGGCGUUCGCAUGGCUUGUCAGUCACCUAGUUGGUUUGUUUCAAUACACCUGGAGAGAAACCUUUGCAGUGGCCAUCUGUGGUUUCUGUUAAGCAUACUGUAAACCAGAUUGUUAAAUCAUUACUGAAGGGAUAAUGGUGUAAAUUUCAUCAGUUGGAAGAAAUAUAAUGCAAUCAGCCUAUGGCUGCUUUUUUCUAAACCUACUCAUAUAAGUACCGGUAUAAGGUAUCAAAAAGUACUUUAAUUAAUUUUACUCGUCCCAUUUCCAGACAGGUAGUCUUAUUUCUGGACAAGGAAAUGUGGAUGAUAAAUUGCUUUAUCUCCAGGCGUAAACAAAUGCAACUGCAUGACUGACAAGCCAUGCAAACGACUUUAAUAAAUCCUAAAAGCCAUGCCAGAAAGAAACCUCUGCUCCCAGGGAAAAACAAAUCCAUUUCAAAGGCCAGACCCAUGAAAAAAGUCUGGAUAAUAAAAUUAUUAAGAAGUCUGGUUAAUGGAGGCCCAGUUAAUUGUUAUUUGACUGUAUACCCUGUAUCUUACAACAUUUUUGUCAUGUGUUUUUUGUGACUGUCAUAUGCAAAUAGUUAUUUGUACAUGUGAAUUAUUAUGUUAUGCUGUAGCACAGACUAUUUUUUACCCUUCAAUUAAUCUGAAUUGAGUGGAGCAUCAAUAAGAUUUUUUCUUAAUACAGUAGUCAAUUAUUUUUCUUAUUGUUAUUUUCUGUUGCUAGGAAAAUAGCUUUGACAGUGGUGUUUAAUGCAAAACUUACUAAAGUGUUCUCCUUUUUACAGUACAGGAUAUUUAUAUAUGCAGCCAAAAAACAGCAAGUUACCACAGGCAAAAUCCAUGGAAACUUUUCAUUCACAGUAAGCCAUCUCUGUCUGGAUUAAUUUUGUAGGACUUUGGUCAUAAUAAAAGGGUGCAUGCAGUAAAGCUCUAAGUUUCUCUUGAUCGAUAAACUGCUAGAUUCUCCACUGUGUUUUAGAACAUGGCAAACAUGUCAUGUGAAAUGAUCAGCAAAAGAGUGAUUAUUAGAUUGCUUUUUUAAAAAUCUUUCGUAUAUUGCUGUAAUUGUAAUUAACUGCUCUUUUCUCUUCAGUCUAUUAUUAUAUUAUUAUAUUAUUAUGGUUACUGCAUCUAUUUAUUUUUGCUCUUUGUGGUUCCUCGCCUGUAUCUAUAUUAAAUGUAGUUUGUGUUAUGGUGGCCAACAAGAAAACCAAAUGGUUCACUUGGCCAUCAUACUCCAACUUUCAUAUUAACUCCAUAGAAAAGUUUAUCUUGUUUAACAUGACCUAUAAAGUCUGUAACUUAGCAUUAGUCAAAAUACAGUGUAUUGAGUGAAAAUAAACUGAACUGAACUGAACUGAACCAAGGAGUCCAUAAAAAGACCACACACAAGUGUUAAUAUUGUCAACAAUAUAUUUUUUGAUUUUGUCAGUAGUGAUGUUAUCAAAUGUUGAACAUUUCAUAAUAAUUGAUUAUUGUGUCACUUAAAAUUUUUGAUCAAUAAUUAUUAUUAUUGGUUUUCCUGUGACGUCACUAAAAUUCAAACUAAGAAACUAUCGAUUCUUAUGAGUUUCUACUUUCACGAAGCAUUACAGCACCUGUUAGACACCUUUACUUAAACAAAGUUCUGGUCUGAAAGGGUUCUUCCUUUUGUGAUAGAUGACACUUGAAUUUCCAGGCUUUUGUGUGAGGCAGCAUUUAGCUAGUGCUCGGGAAAGCUCUUAUGUAGGUUAAAAACAUUACUGACUUUUUGCGAUUUUGCUUUCUAAACAUUUCUUGUCCCAGAAUAAAGUUAAUAAUACUUUAAUCCUUAGUUGUAUGAGUUCCUCAAGCGAUUGUUUUUACGCAUUAGUAGGAAAACUCAAAAACAGAUUUUUCUGUUGGAUUCUGGCGGCCAUAUUUGUGCCCCUCAAAGGGACGUCAACAUACAAAGCUUUAUAAUAAUUUGGGUUAAACAUUUUUCCGAAUAUCUUGAAUAUGAAAUAUCGUACAGACCUGGUUGUUGGCGAGGCCUUUUGUAUAUUUAUCUUCUUUCAUUUCCCAGAUUCUGGACUUUCUGUAUUGAAUGGUUUGCAUUUUUAUUUUUAUGGCAAGUCAGUGAAAACAGAGGAUGGAUUAUUUUGAUGAUCAGCAUACUAUUACUGUACCUAUGAUUAAUUUAGUUUUAAACUCCUGCCACAUCUAUUUAUCCCGUGCUCAAAAAUCACUCAAAACUCAGCAAAUAAAUGCGUGAAAUGUGAGUCAUGUUUUAUUGUAUUUAGGACUGAAAAAGGUUAUUCCAAAAAUUGUCCCUUUAAUUUUACAACCACUACAGUCAUAAUUUUGUUGGUCAACUUCCUGUCCUUGAAAUUCAUCAGAAACUAUGAACUAUGAAAGUAUUUUUGAGUGUGAGACUGUCUAAAUGUAUAAUUAAUAAUUUUUGCUAGAUUUAUGGAAAGCAAGGAACUAUCUUCACCUUUCUUGUAGGUUCAAGGAAACAAUUAUGCAAGUUUUUAUGAUGACCAGAGACAAACAUGGUCACUUUGUUUUGACUCAGAAAAGACAAUUUCAGACUUCGCCAAGCAGGUAAAGCAAACAGAAUUGCAUAUUAGUUCAAAGUGGAACAAAGUUCUACAAUGCUACUGUUAGCUUUCAUGUUUCUGGCCAGAGUGGAAAAUACCAUAAUAUUCUUUAAACUGUAUUUUGGGUUGUGCUUCAUGUAAACCUUGCUUUUGUAGUUUUUUUGUUUUUUUUGCACAAACUGCACGUGCAGUACAUGCAAAUUUACAAGGUGCUGAUGCAUUGCACGUGCAAAUCGUGCAGAGAACAAAAGACAUUGCAAAAGUUGGGUUUACAAGAAGCACCACUCAAACAGAAAUUUGAAGAAUAUUAGGGUAUUUUCCAUUUUGGCCAAUUAUUUGUUUAAUCAGGGAAUUUAUGACAAUUAUAGCUGCAGUAGGUUCCAUCUUUUUCAAAAAGAAAGCCUUAUCACAAAUAUUAGUGUUUCAUCCCUACUCCAUGAUAGUCAGCUGUUUAUUCUGCAGUAGUGAGGUUUGGUGUCUGCAAAAAUUAAGAAAUCAAUGAAUUAUCACUGCUUUGGCCAAGGUGAUCAACUUCUUAGGGGCUUAUCUUGGUUUCUACCAAAUUAUAAUAAACAAGUAAAUUGUUAACUGCCAUGUAAUUAAAAAUUUAAUCUCAACUUAAUUUAUGUUGUUGACAGUACUAAAAAAAAAUAACAUACCAAUGAAUGAACCCAUAGCUUUUCUGUAAUGUAAAUGACAUAUGGUUGACCUUUUAAGGUGUACAUGUACAUGUAUUAUUAAUUUUCUAUGUUUGUAACUACCCUUCCUUAAAAUUAUGAAUAUGCCUUCUUGACCAAUCUUGAGGUCAACAUGCCUGGAUAAUUGUCCAAAUUCUGUUUUUUGCAGUUAUAGGGGUGGAGAGAAAUUUGAGGUGCAUAAAAAUGCGAUAAAAAGAACAAGCCUGUUAUCUAUCCAUCUUAACCAAACAGACUUGGUUGAUGAGGGUUUAUUACAUGGCCAAGAGAAUUUUUUUUGUGCAGUACCAACUGGGAAAUCCUGGGUGGACUAAUUUAUAUUAUUAAUCUAUUGCUUCACUUUCAUUUUUAAAAAUUGCCUAAUUUUUGUAGGUUGGAUUGUCCAAGUUCAACUCUGCUCCUACAACUCUUUGCACGCAAGACCUUAUUCCUGGUGAUGGACAGGUUAUCGAAUUUUUCUAGUUGUUUUUUUCAUGUCGGUAUUAUUAAUUGUUUUGAAUUAAUUAAUUUUUGUCACUUAUUUUAAUAGUUAUAAUGAAAGGUUUUGAGUGCUUUCCAUUCAACAAAAAUUCCGGUUUGAAAUUUCGGAAAUUUCAUUUGCCCAAUGGAACAAUACAUUCUGGUUGCACAGACAUGACCUAAGCCACCGUGCGUUUGGUUAUUGUGCUUGUAAGCAGGAUACAAAAGAGCGGUACUGGGGACAACAAUUUUGUCAAAUGGAAAGGGGAAUUUUUUAGUCUGACCGACUGAAAUGACGAGACUGGUCAAGCUAGACCACCUUCAAAGCUGGUCCUGAAUAUUCCGGUCGGACCAAACCAAAUUGGUCCAUUCCAUUAUUUGAUGUACCAACCGAAAUUUCCUCAAUUUAGGGUUGAAUGGAAAGUGCCCUUUGUUUAAAUGUACAUGUGUAUGUUAAUAAUUAAUAAUACAAAUGUAAUGAUUAUAAAAUAGCUAAUAAAAUGUGUGUUCUGCUGUUUGAUUGUGUGGUUUUAGGCAAUUGAACUAGGAGAUGCUUUGGAAGUCAAAUAUACAGGGUGGUUAUGGAAGAAUCAUAAUUUUGGAAAUGUGAGUAGGAAGGAGGGAAAAAUAAUGAUUAUGUGCAACUAAAGUUUCCUCCUUCGAAACCUGCACACAAUACAAGAAUUUGAAUAACACAGUAGGUAUACUCUCGGGUUUUAAUGAUUCAAGUAAACUUUUUGGCCCAGAUGCCAGUCUUUUUGUUAGAAAACACAUGCAGUGGAACCUCAAAAUAUAAAAGGGCCAAGGGACUGGCAAAAUAUGUUCGCAAUCACAAGGUUUCACUAUACUGAGAUUUUUUUCAUAUAUUUUACUAUUGCUGGGGCAAAGAAUAUCAUUUGUUAAGCCGAGGACGCAUUUAUAUUAAAAGAGGUUGCACUUUACAAAUGUACAUUGUUAUGCAUUUUAGCCUAGUUGUGUUUACAGUGUACACCAAUUUCCAAAGUGAAAGAUGGAGGAUUUUAUAAACUUCACAUUUUAUGAAAGUGUGGGGUCUAUCAUUAAGUAUGAAAAGGCAGAAAUGCUGACAUCGUAGUUGGUCAUGUGUACAAGCUCAAAAAUGGUGGGAACUGAUGAGAGUGACAUACACCUAUGUACAUGUACUCAUAUAUUAAGUUUUGGUGGUUUGCCUGUUUAAAGGUAUUUGACGGCAAUACUGAGACUGAUAAGACGUUUAAAUUCAAGACAGGAAAGGGAAAGGUUAUCAAGGUAUUGUUGAAUGUAAUAUUAACAAAUACUUUUUAUGGCUGUGCAUUAUUUUCACAUUAAGUCUUCAGAACAUCUAAUUUUCUUGAUUUUCUCAAUAUUAAAAAAAAUUAAAAUUGCUUAAAAAUCUUGUUGCCUCUUUCAGUAACUACAGUUCUCCUUCCAUAUUUGUUAUUUUAAAAAAUAUAUAUUCUGAAGGAUUAUGUAAUUGAAAGUGGAUCUGUUGCUUAGUUUUUAUGUUUCUGUACACUCUGCACUGAGCCAGGUAUUUAGUAAUCUAGCCUAAGGAAGCGUACAUGUUUAAUAUAAUUUGUUAUAGUUGUGGUCUGACUCUUCAACCAUUUUUCUUCGAGUUUUUAAGGUAUCCCACUUCCACAACAAUAAUAUUAUUAGUAAUGGUAACAGGACUGAGUGGAGUCCAAUUCAGUCUGUAAUUAUACGAGUGAUUGACAAAAUCGCGGUCGUCCGAUUUGUUUAAUCCCGAGUAUGAUUACAGACCGAAUUGGACAACACAAAGUUCUGUUACCAAUUAAUCAUAACUUUUACAAAAUUUGUGAUAUAAUAGGCUAUUUUUUAAAUCAAAACACAAGAAAUUCAAAAUUUUGUUUUGCUAGCAGUGAAAAAAAAAACCAUUUAAGCGUACGCAUGAUAGCGCAUACUGUCCAAUUACUUAACCAUGACGCGUAUUGUCCUAUUAAACUGUCCAAUAUUAUUAAGGCUUAAAUCAGGGCAGUUGAUAGCCAAUCAAAUUUGACAAUUUUGUCUUACUUAUGAUUAUACAUGUAAUAAUAAUGAUAAUGAUAAUGAUGACAAACACUUAUUGGAUGAAGCUUCGUAUCAUUAUGGAGAUCGAGGAGGAUAACACCCUCCAAGAUAUCCAUAAUUCUUCAGAUGAUAAGUAAGUUGAAUUCAAAGUAAUUCCUAGUUUAGAAACAAGCCAAAGCAUGCUUUUCUCCAUCGAUGUUAAGUUCAUUUUCAAUUGCCUGUUUAUCGGCAAGUCGAGGAGAUAAAGGGAUCUUUAGUUCUGCAAGUAUUCUCCAAAUAGCAGAUGUCAUCCUUCGAGUUGUAGUCUUGCUGUUCUUGCUAUGUUUUUAGCCAGUAGUUUGCCUAUUUCUUCUUCACAAAACGAGUGAAAUGUUGCACCAUAUAGUAUUGCUCUACCAAAACAAAUCAACCUCAUCUCCAGAGCUUCUCGGUCAACUGUUUAGCUUUCUGGCAAUUAUUAUGCUGUCAGUAGAAUUGACAUCAAUUUUCACAUAUUGGAAGCUUCUUCCAAAUUUGGUCAACAGUCACUGGUUAUGAUGAAUUAUCCAUGGGAUUUGAGCUUAUCAGAAACAGAGAAAUAUUUUGAUAUGAAUAAUGAUGAUGAUGAUGAUGAUGAUGAUGAUGAUCAUCAUCAUCAUCAUCAUCAUCAUCAUCAUAAUAAUAAUAAUAAUAAUAAUAAUAGUAAUAACAAUAAUAAUAGUUGAUAUAUUUACAUACCUGUAUGAAUUUCAUUUAUUUAAGGGAUGGGAGCAAGGUGUAAUAGGCAUGAAGAAAGGUGGUAAAAGGCUAAUCGCUAUUCCUUCAUCCCUGGCUUAUGGUGAAAAGGUAUGUGGUCAACAUAUUGCAAAACUGUGUGGUUUGUUCAGGAAGUCCUUGAAGAAAUUCAUCAGGCUAGUGAAGUUAAUAUUGAUUUAAAUGUUCUCAAAACAUAGCCAGUCUUAACGUCUUAAUGAUGCUGACAGUUUCGAUGACUGUCAGCCAUCUUUGUUUAGAUAAAGAUGGCCGACAGUCAUCGAAACUGUCAGCAUCAUUAAGACGUUAAGACUGGCUAUGUUUUGUGAACAUUUAAAUCGAUAUUGUUCAGGAAGUCUUAUUUAUACAAAUUACUGAUUGUUAAAUAAAUUUAGUCUGUAAUAAUUGAUAUUAAUCCUGGGAAUUUUGCAGAAAAAACACCUUUGGAAGCUAGUCGAACCAUUUUCUGGUCACUCUCUGGCUAUGUAUAGGUGGUGGCCUUUUGUUCCAGGUGCAAAAUAGCAGCUACACUGUGUAUUGAAGUUCAGGCAACUUUUAAACCUAACUUUUACCUUACGGGAAAAGCUUAUUAUGUUCACUGGAAUUUUCUGGUCAUUCUUGCGUGGUUUUCUAGUCUCCUUGACUGAAUCAUGCUCGUUCUGGCAUUGUUAAAAAGAUCUCCUCCUCUUACUCUAGCUGAAUGUCAAAGUUGUGACUGUUAUAACUGACGUCACAAGAUGUACAAGGGACAUGGAUCCGCACAGGCGGUUAAAGGCAGUUUAGGAGCAAAGGGUUAAAUUUGGAUUUAAUACAUGUAUCUUAGUAUGGAUGUUAGCACUGUUAAUUAAGUAUAAUUUUGUUAAAAUUUGUCAGGGUGUGAGUGGCAGAGUUCCUCCUAAUUCCCCACUCUUGUUUGAAGUAGAUGUUCUCAGGGUAUGUAGCACAUACUAUGUUACUUAGUCCAUUAUGUUACAACUUGUCAGCAGGCUUCUGUUCUAUGUACAAAAAUACAACACUGUGCAAGGCUUCAGGAAACAACAUUAUAAAUAAUUUUCUCACUUCAUGUAUUUACUGUGGUACAGGUCUAUAUGUACAGUAAAUUAAUGUGUAGGUCCUUUCUUGAGGAAAGUUGCCACUGACAACAGAUUAUCAUGGCGGCUUUUUUCUAAUGAGCUGUGACACAAAACUGGAUGGGUUGAUUUUUUAAACGAAGUCUAACUUAAGCUGCAGUGUAACAAUUCUUCCAACCUCAAGAUCUCUUCCUUAGUGGUUUACUUUAAGAAGAUAAAUACUGUUCUUGUCUGCUCUGUAUGCUUUCAUGACACUGUCCACAAUAAUGGUGUUUGGAUAAAACUUUGGAUAAAACCGUUGGGCAAAUUGAAAAUGGCUUAGAAUGUGGUUUUGUUAAACACUGGCUAAACUAUGUUUAAAUAACUGGCUCUACAACAGGGUUGUCAUUAAGAACCGGGGGCCGGGGAUUUUCCCCGGCUACUAAGAGAGUGGCCCCCGGCUACUUUUAUUGGAAAAUAGAAGAAAAAUAGAACCAAAAGAAAUCCCUAGCCGUUUGAUUCCCUGCCUACUUCUUGUAUUUACCCGGCAACUUGAAAUCUUAGUGACAACCCUGCUACAAGUUUAUCCCACUUAAGAGGAAAUACUUUGACUUCAGAAAUGACACAAUCAAGAACAGAAUGCUAUUGGAGAGAGACUAAAAAAGGAAGCCCUUCUGUCAAAGUCUGCAUCCAUAUCUAAAGAGAUGUUUAAAAAGAACUUGUCAGUGAAAAACAUUCAAAUUUAUGAAAAUACCAUUUUGAAAAUGAUUCAUUCAUUUACUUCAGUAAUAUUUAUAUGAAAUGCUUUAAACUUGGCUAAUUAGAAGUACUCAAUUGCUGGUAUUAAAUUUUGUUACUCUUUGUGACAGAUCAAAUCCAGUAGAGAUUCAAGUGAGUCUCCCCUGACAGUUCAAGAGCCCACAGUCAGUUCCCAGAGCAACUCCGAACAGCUUCCUGAUAUCCUGUCUGAGCCAAGUGGUACCAGAAAACGCUCCACAGACUCUGCUGCCUCCCAGAUGAGGUAAUUAUUAGCCAUCUCAUCUUUCUUUUUUAACUGAUCAAAUUUAAAAAAUGGCAUAAUGGGUAACAUGGUUCAUACAGGCUCUGGAAAAUCUAAUGAUUUUACUCUAGCAUUAAUUUCUCAGAGAAUAGAAUGUGAUUACAGUAUCCUGGAAAUGUGUUACAUAGACUACUGGGUGGUAUUAAAUAUUACUGAAGGCGUAAAGCUGUAGCAAAUGAUAAAAUUGCAGCCUUGUAAAUGCUCUCUCACUAUAUUUAUACAAUUUUUGAGGAAACAUUUAUUUAGUAUACCCAGAAUAUUUUUCUCCUAAACAUGCUUAACACUGCACUUUUCACAUGACAUGUCUGUUCCAAAACAGUUCUCUCCCUUUUUCUGAAAUAUGUGGGUUUUUAUUGCAUGUUCACCAGGAAAUAUGCUGGAACUGGUGCUAUUUUUCUACUCUUGUGGUGAUAUUCUCUCAAAUAUUCUGUUUGUUGCUCACCUCUACACAGUUUAAUUUCGACUUAAAAUUUGUUUCUUUCCUCUACACUUUCUCCUUGCUUUUUGCUCCCAUCUUUUAAAUGCUUCUUCCAAUCAAGAUAAAAAAAAUUUCCCCAGGCAGUACAUUAUACACUAACAGAUCCCAAGGGAAACAGUUAUUUUUGUUUUCCCGAGAGUCCUGAUGUUUCCCGAGACGAAGUCGAGGGAAACAUCAGGACUCGAGGGAAAACAAAACUAACUGGUUUCCCGAGGGACCUGACAUUAAGGGUUUUGUUAUAUUUCUAGACUUUCACUUCAACAGCAACAAAAGAAUAACCGGAGCGAACCAAAACAGUCGACUCGGUACUUAUAACAACACAAAUUUAAUUCUCAAAGCCACUGAAUGAAUGAUUUACAAACAAAAGUACUUUCCUCAUAUUAUGUGCAUCUUUUUCCUCCACUAGCUGCUGUUUUUCUUCUGGGAACUUCUGCGAUAACUUUAAAAAUCGUUGCUUUUUAGCUUAAGGCUUCGUUUUUUUGUUGUUGUGUUCAUUCACGAAAAAGAGAACUGGCUGGGCCUGGCGGUGUUUUUCCCGCCUUCUGUCACGCCACUUUCCACCAUGCUUUGAUCACGUGCUGCAAUGUAUCCCGAGCGGGAUACAUUGUUUAAUGUAUCACGAUCGGGAUACAUUUGAUUUUAGUCAAGGCCACGUGACCAAGAAUCAACCAAUGGCAGUCCCUGUUUAGUUGAGUGAAAGUCUAGGAAUAUAACAAGUAGUUUUGAUCAUGCUCAGAUUAAACAGUUUUGAUCAUAAUUCUCAUACUGCACUGUCUGAUGUGAACCUUUUUUGUAGUGAAAGAUGUUAAAUUCAUUAAAUGCUAUUGUGUCACAUUUUGUACAAAUUCAAUGUGAAGACAGCAUAAAUCCUAGAAAAGUCCUUGGAAAGUUCUGUUUUACCACAGCUGGAUUAGCUGGAUUACAUGUAGUUCGGUUGGUAGAGCACUUGACUACAGAGUGGAAGGUCCCGGGUUCAAUCCCCGUGGCAGGUCUAAUAACUAGGGUCUUAAAGAGAAAUGAAGGUACUUCCUUUGCCCUGCAAACAGCAUCACCUUCACGUGGCUCAGAUGACCAGUGGUGAUCCAUCUCCUGAAGGAGACAUAAAAAAAUAGUGUCCUCACAUAGUUCUUUUCACACUGAAUACAUUGAUACUCAAAUGAAGUACUAUGUUUUUUACAGUGUACCAGCUGAUAGUAGCAUAAAGGGGAGAACGGCUUCUAUCAAUGAACAACUUUCUCAGGUUAGAAUGUACAUUCUAUUGAUGCCUUGAAAUCAUGUUUUGCAUUGCUUCUGUGUUCAACAUCAGUUUAACAUUGGUGGCAAUAAGAAGUUGGAUGGUACUAGAUGUAGUAUGUUAAAAGACUAGUUUGUUGCCACAGGUCUCCUACCUGAUCUGACCAGUUGCUCGUAGCUGAAAAGAUCAGCAACUUGAUAGUGUCCUGUACGGUGUAAGUAAAAGAAGAAUCAUGAAAGAAAAGGAAGAUGUAAUAGUAUUCAACAUGGCAUAGCUAUCUUGGGUUAACAAAAUCUUUGUUCCCCUUCAAUUUUGGUGAAACAUUCAUCACAUUGAAAUGACAUCCAUUGCUACUAUAGCUUGUGAAAUAAGCUGCCUCUCAUUGCUUGCUACUGCGGGAGAUGUUUUGUGAGAGACACUUCUGGAGCAGAGAGCAAUAAGAGCCAGCUAUUUUCAAGCCAUCGCUGCUAUCAUUAUUAUAGCAGUAAUGGGCAAUCACUUGCUUAAACUUUGGAGAGGCCUGACUGAGUUAAACAUUAACACUUUAAGCCUUAAUAUCCACUUACCAAUUCUCCAAACUGAUCUCCAUACAUUUCGUUAAAGACUAAGUUGGGAGAAUUUGAUAAAAGAUCAAAGCAUUUUCCCUUAGGUGAUCAUUUAUUAAAUCUCAUAACCUUUUGUUUUGAUAAUGACAUUAUCAAAAUUAAUAUUAUCAAUAUAAAAUAAUGACAAAAUCAAUACAUUGUAUUGAUUUUGUUUGGAGAAAAUUGAUGUUGGUCACUCUUGGGACUUCAAGGGUUAAUGUGGUCACUGUACUGUUAGUGAAAUAAUUAUUAUUCGCUAAAUUUUGUAGUCUCCUGGGAAAGGCACAGACAAAGCUCGUUUGCUUGCUAGAAUGUCUAAAAUGGGUAAGAAUCCAUUGUCUCUUCCUGGAGCAGUUGUGGCUGAACCAGAAUAUGAUGCUUACAUGGGCGAACCAGAGCAGGUACUCUUAUGAGUAGCAAAGUAACAGACUGGCUCCUGAUUGUUCAAAUGUUGGAUAAUGCUAUCCACAGGAUAAAUCACUAGCCAGUAGAUUGUAAGUCUAAGUGAAACCGAUAGAAUUGAGUUAUCCGUUGGACAGAGAUUUAUCUAGUGCAUAGCAGUGAUAGUCAUCCCAGGGGUGCUUAUAUCAUAUACACAAAUCACCUGGCCUGUUUGACCAGUUUGAAAUAUCUGUUUCUGAAAAUUCAUUGUAGACUACAAAAUAUUUAUUUUAGCUACAAUUGAUUAUUAUAGUUUGUACAACGUACACCUACUGUUUACAUUAAUUGAAUCACCCUUUAAAAUACCAUAAUGAUUAUUAUACAUUGUGCUCACUAUCUGUCUUCUCAUUGGCCAAAAUCCUACAGCUAAUUUUGGAAAUCAACACAACCUACAGAUUAGUUAGUUAUCUGCUAGUAAAUAACUGACUAAUCUGAAUGUUGAGUGUGCACUGCAUGAUUUCUAAUAACAAUAUCAUUUUAGGUUCCCUGCAAUGUUGUGUUUGUCCUUAUUUUCAUCAAAACAAUGUAUAAUAAAAUAAUCAUUAGAUUCAGUUUUUGUGAUAUCCUAAAUAGUCAAGAUCUCGGUAAGUGCUAUCAGCCUUGGCCUUCGGCUUGACUGAUAACACUUACCUCGACCUUGAUUAUUCCAGAUAUCACAAAAACCACUUUCAUUAAUAAUUAUUGUUUAUAAUUUCAGUCUAGUUAAGUUGCAGGAAAAACGCUAAUCAUUAUUACAGAUUAAUCUUAUAAUGAUGACAAUAAAUUCUAUAGGAGGUACCCCCCAAUCCAGAGCCAGCUGUUCGUGACACAAGAUCAGAGAGUGACGCAACAAGCCCUCCAGCUAUCAACUCCAAUCCACAUCCCAGCCCACGAGCCAAGCCUCAACCACCCCCCAGACCUGUUCAAGUUCAUCCUGAAGUUCAUCAGCCAAUGCACAAUCCAGCUCCUACAGCACAGACAAUGCAGCAACCUGUAAUCAACCCACAACCAUUAAUGAAUCCACAACCACUGGUGCCGUCAGCCUUCACACCGCAACCACAACCACAACAGUCACUUGCUUUGUAUCAGGUAUGUUUCUCAUACUUAUUUUACAUUUUAUACUAACUGUACAAAUUUGUAGAAACUCUCAGCAUUUCAUGUUUUUUGCAGUAUGAGGUCAGUAGUCGAGAGUUGUCUGUGGAAAUGCCACAGAUUUUGUGUUUUUUCUUGUGUAAUGUGAAUGCAAAUGAAUAAAGAACAAUAAUAUUUUCUAUUGUGUAUACUCUUAUAGAUCUAACAAAUGAUGCCAUAAAUUAAAUUGUUUUAAACCUUGCGGUGAGAAUUUUUGCUUUUACUGCUCAGAAGGCUCUUCUAACGUUUGGCUAGAUAGAUGUCAUCUUUUUGUGCUCCUGUAACUUUUAAAAUAAAAGCCAGGGAUGGAAUACCUGGGGUGCUUACCAUUUACGCAAGCAACCCGGAUGGAAAUCUUGUGCAUUAACAUAUGCCUAUUAAAUUUGACUCGGCGGGAGAACGACCCGCCACAAAGUGUAUCUAAGUCAGCUGAACAGACUAAAAAGAGUGCAAAAAUAGAUUCGCCUCAAAUCACAGCCCAUAUUUCUGAGGCUUCUAAAACGGAAAGGCGUGAACCAUUUGAUUUUCUAACCGGAGUUUCCGGUUUUCUUAUGUAAAUGGUAACUAUUCCAAAAUUACAUUGUGAGUAUUUUGCUUAAGAUAAUGCUAAGUGUACUUUGCAUUCCUUAUGCCAUUCUUUCAGCCUCCGGCUCCCAGCAGCAUGGGAUAUCCCAUGAUGGGUCCCCAGCCACAGUUUAUUACCCCUCCAUAUUCUGUACCCCCUCCGCCACCCCCUCCGGCACAGCCCACUGCUAGUGAUGCCAUGGUCCCCGUACUUAUGGCCGAGACUCGGCAACAGCAGGGAGAGAUCCGCAUGUCUAUUGGCAAACUGUCCGACAAGAUUGACGACCUUUCUAAUAAGGUGAGUACAGUUAAAGUAAAGAAUUUACUGGGUUUACACUGUUUUAACAUCCGCAACUCUAUGUGUAGACUUAAGAAAUCCUUGAUACAUUCCCGCUAAUGUAAUGGUAAAGUUUGACCCCUCUCUAGCUUUGAGAGUUUUGGGUUCUUCCAGCUUUGCUGCUGUUGAGUAUCACCUGGAAUCUUUGGCCAUUUUGAGGCCUCGCUUGGGACUGGGCCAGUAUUUUUCGAAUUGCACUGUGGGACUGUUUUGAGGGAUGAUUUUUGACUCAGUUCUCUGCGCAACCUUGUAAUAGCUAAUGAAAGAAGCGAUAAAUUCUGAGAAUCCUGUCACAGUGAAACCCUGCACCCCACCACAAAUAGGAAUAAAAUUGUCAAUCUAAUGAGCCCCUGUUUUUUGUCAGAUAUUGGUAGAACUGUAGAACAGAGAAUUAGCUCUAAAGUAAAAAUUCCUGCAAAUAACCCGCCAUACACCCCGCUGUGCGUUACCCUUAGUAUAGGGAAAUAGAGGAUCACAGGAGGCAAGUAAAAAGUCGAUUGACUGUGGUGAGACUUGUCAGACGUUACGGUAGGUUCGAAUCCUUUUCGUGAACUCGAAUGUGGCAUCUUUCUCAGCGUUAUAUUAUAAAUAUCUUUACAGGUUGAACGUCAUUUCCAAAGUUCAUCUCAGUUAGCUGGACCCCUAGCUCCAGCUGGUCAGAUAGGAAUUGGUGCUUUUGGUAAUCCACAAGCUGCAUUAGAGGCUUCUGUUUUAGUUCACAAUGUCACCAGAAUAGCGCAGGUAAUGUAUAAGAUCGCCGAGACAACCACUGAUAGUACAAAGAUACGAUUUCAUGGCUUUAUAUAAACUGAGCGGGAGCGUAGAUCAGGGAUAGACAGAAAUGAUUCACCCUUUAAGUCCCAAUAGUGACCAACAUCAAUUUUCUCCUAACGAUAUCCAUACAUUGUCAUGAGAUGAGGUUAUGAGAAUUAACUAAAUGAUCACCUAAGAGAAAAUGCUUUGAUCUUUUAUCAAACUCUCUCAACUCAUUUAUUAAGGAAAUGUAUAGAGAUAAGUUUGGAGCAUGUCGAUGUUGAUACCGGGGCUUAAAGGGUUAAGUCAGAGUAUUUGUAUCCAUUAACCAUUUGACUCCCGAAAGAGCUCAGAAAGAGCUCAGAAAGAGCUCAAAAUCCUAAACAUUUAGCAAAUGCCUUUAAGUUUUGGACCUUUUAUUACAGGUUAGCCGUAGAAGAAUGGUAUAGACAGAUUUAGGGGAGAGUUUUUUGUCAGUCGCAUCGAGAAACUUUUUAAUCCGCCCUAAUUUAAGUCCUUUGUAAGCCGGUUUGAAGGAGUGUCAUGAAAGACGAAGUCGCCAUGACAUUUAAUAUCAGUGAAAGUUCUCCUACGUUUUCGAGCUCUCAUUUAAAUGCCGUCACCAUAACAUUUCCUCCGCAGGUGGAAAGGUGUGGUAUUCGUGCAUGCAAUACUCUUACACUUAAGAGUUUAGGUUCACGAACAAUUCGGUUCAUUAAGAAGAAUGGUUUCCAAACAUCAGUCCAUUACUGUUCAGCGUAAAAAGUCAUUUUGUUAAUGCUUGUAUUUCUAAUGCCUUAUUAAUAGGAAAACGAGAAAUUCAAAGCUGAAAGUGCUGAGAAAACGAGGAAGAUUGAGAUGCUAAACGACAAGAUUUCAGAGUUACUGCAAAAAAGUCAGAGGUAUCUAACUGCAACGGAGUAUCGUGCUUAGUAGACCUAAUAGUUUUGUUUUCCUUUCAUAAAUCAGCUGAUCAUAAGCAACUGCAAAACUGAGGUGCUGACCACCGUAAGACUAUUGACGAUGUGGAUGGCAGUCAUGGUAUUGAUAUUAGGGAGCUUUAGCAACGACGACGGCGACGGCAACGAGGACGUCAAAAAAGUAAUAGGGUUAUUACGCAAAACAACAACUUUGCACGUGCAUUACGCUUUUUUGCACAUUUCUUUACCGUCCUUGCACGACUACGACGUGAAAAUGCCUAAUUGCAAGUUUUAUGGAGGACGUAAACAAGCGACGACGAAUCUCCUUUUCGCUCUCUCAACUUGAGUUCGGUCCUCAAGAAAUCAACUCUAGGGAAAUUCGUCUACACUUGCCAUUUUCAGCAAAUUGGAAUAAACGCUACAAAAAUUGAAAAAACGGGAAUUCAUUUUAAAACUGACGUUUUCGCUGUCGUUGCCGGCGUCGAUGCUAAAGCUCCCUAUUGAUAAUGAUUGGUGGUGGUGGUGGUGAAGGUGAUGAUGAUGAUUGUUUUUCAGAUUUGUGGAACAAAGCAACACGAUGUUGGAACAGAGAAGUGACUCGCUUCAAGUCAACACAGCGCAAUCGCAAGCCCGAGUGUUGUCGUUAGAGCAAGAAAAGGUACAAAACAAAAUAAUAACCACUGAUUUAAUACCAUUCCAGUUCACUGUGAUCUCAAGGUGUCUUUCGUUAAUAAAAAAUUAGGGAAACUAUCUCCUUUUAAGACUCAAUUGAUUCAUAAACGAGGACAGGGAAAAGGGAAACAACGGCUGCAAUUUACACUUGGUAAGACAAGAGGCCGCUACUGUAUCUUGCAUUUUGUAUUUAUUUGGUCGGGAAAAUUAUAUUUUUAUCAGGAAAAUUGAGGAAAGUCUGUGAACUGAUCUUUUUAGCAACCAAUAACAAUGAUGUUGUAUUUAGGAAUAAGCACAUGCUGCGAUUUUUUUUAGCAAACUAUAUGGUUUCACUUGUCGUGACUUUACGAAGUUGGCUUUUCGCAUAAUCUUCACACUUUAAUGGGUACGUGAUUUCCUUUGAAGAUCUCAAUGAGUGGUGAACUGACAACAGCUAAGACGCACUUAGCAUCACUUCAGAAUGAAGUCGCAUCUCUUCGCCAGAGAGAAGCAGAGCUUAGCAGCCAGCUCAGCAAAGUGACAGCAGAAUCAGACAAGUACAAAAACGAACUGACUCACACUAAAGACUCACACACAGGUUAGUUAGCUUCAGGGUGAAGCGGCGAGGCUCUGGUGUUUUAGUUGUUAAAUGUCAACAUCAGAUUGUCAAAGCAAAUUUAUUUACUUGCAAGGAAAGAUCAUUUCUGAGCAUUGUAAAUCACUUUUCUGUUCCCUGAUAUUGAGGUAAUCUCUAAAAAAGUUGGGUCUGUAUUUCCGGAUCUUAGCCACAUGCAUUCCUUCUUCACCCCCUCCCGGUUUGUCCAUUAGUUACAUUAAUGCAAAUCCUUGUGACGUGGCUCAAGUAAUUUCUCUUCAGUAAAGCUAAACAAAACUGAUGAUGCUGAAACCAGUCAGGGAAUUGCAUGUGUGUGAGGUAUCCUAACGAGAAACAGUGAUGACAGUUAGAGAUUGCAGUAGCAACAAUCGUUUAUAUGAUUAUACCAAUUUAUUAAGAUGAAACAGUUGGUGGUGUUUCUGAGGAAACAUCAACUGUAACAGGAUAGUGGAAAACUCUUCAGUAUUCCUCAGGUUUGGAUAGCUUGUUUGAUUGUGAAAUUUGUAUGUACCGGCCAGUCGAAUUGGUCUACCGUCAUGUAAGUGAUUUGUAACUGAAAUUCCUCUAUCUCGUUUAAUUGUAGAAAGUACUGAGGAAACUGAGAAACUGAAGAAAACUCUUAAGGAAGAAAAGCAAGCAAAGAAAAGACUAGAAAGCAAAGUUGACCACAUCGAAGAGGAACUCAACGAUCUGAAACACGAAAAGGAGAGUUUAGAAAAGGUGAGAAAAUGGAACAGGUCCGACAUUAGAGUAAUUCCUUUCAUUGUAUUGACAUACAAAUAGUCAUUCAGAUGUUCUGUGGAACAAAGAGCUCACUCUCUGAGAGGGAAGUAGAAAACAUCAGGGCAAAGAGAAAUAUCAACCUCAAAGGUUUAGAUCAUUGUUCAUAUUAUAUUCACGUAACAAAGGAUUUUCCUGUUUCGGGCUGUUAUGAAUAGUAUCUAUCAAUAUCGACUUGAUAAUAAACAAGUAAAGUGCAUGGACAUUUAGUUGUUUUCUAGAGCGUGCACGAAAGAAAAUCAUUUUUAGUGUAUGUAUUAAUUAAUGUUGUUGUUGAGCAGACUCUGGGAGAGCGGAAAAAAAAACACGCAGCGGACAAGAAAAAGUUUGAAGAGGAACUUGAGGAGCUACGGUCUCAGCAAGAGGUGAGUGGAUGUGGUUUCUAAAGAUGUUCAUAAUAUUUUCAAUCGAUAAGACUUAACGUUCUCUUUCAUUUCCGCUGCCUUAUUUCAAGGUGAAGUGUGAAACUACCGGUAUAUAUACAUUCACAGUCAUGUUUUAAGUCAUACAUUUGGUUUUCAUGUCAACUCAGGUAAUAGGACCAGUUCUCUGUAUUUCAUUCCCUAACUGUCGCAACACCAUUGUUCCCUUAGAAACUAACCUCUUCCUGGACGUUUUUAAAGUCGCUUGUUGAAACCUCACCAUCAUGCAUUAUCAAGCCUAUACCAUGAUUCGCGCAAGUUCUUAUUGAAAAAUCUGACCAACUAUCCAGCUGAUAAAAUGAAGCAAUAAAUGCACAUGUAAUUGCUUGUAUGGGCAGCUUUUAUGUGCUCCCCUAGACCAGAGCCUUCAGUCCCUGAUAAAGCAGUGUAUCUUUUUACAAAUGCCUUUCAGUUCCCCUUCCCCCACCCUAUGCAAUAUUGAAACUGAAGCAAAAUUGUGCAUACACUUUGUACUUUUGCCCUCGGGCGACUAGAAAAUCACAGAUUUUUCAUACAAAUCAUAUGCUGGGCACCCUAGAUUUUACAGAUUCAGAGGACUGGGCUCCCUUCAAUUUUCCUUAGAGCACAGCCUUGUAAUGGCUUGAUAUUCUUCAUUUUUUCCUUCCAGUUUAUAAUUGCCUGCUUUUGUUGAAACGAUUUCCUCGUGUUUCUUUAACAGGAGGAGAUUAUUUUCUUAAAAGAAAAACACAGAAAAGAGCAAAAAAGCAGCGGAACAGUGACAGCCCAACAGGUAAGAAACAAAAUCUACAUUGCCAAUUUGUAGAGUGGUAGUUUAAAGUAACCCCGUUGGCAAUCGGCGAACUUAAAAUUUACUCACUGCUUUUCAAAGAUAAAGUUUCUGUGAAGAAAGGAAAUUAUCUCGAGAGACAAAAGGUUUUGAUCUUGAAGCAAGUUCACUUGUAAUACUAAAGGAAAUGUAUUGCCUGGAGAAUUUGGCUUCAUUUCAAGCUUAGUGGUUGAGAUUCCUUUCCAACCGGGGAAGAUUUUUCCUCAGAAAAUUUUAGCCUCAGCUAAUAUGCUGUUGGUUUAAAAACCUCUCACACAUUCAAGUAAAGAUGCAGAAGCCAGUAGUGGAGACGGGGGAGGCGGGGGAACAGGCGACACCUUCCUCAAGACUAUCUCACUGAGGAUAGAUUUCUUUCUUAUGGAUAGAGACUCAAAGACUGGAAUAGGAAAGAAAUCAACCAACCUGCCCACCUCCCGUCCCCCCUCAAGCCCCCGACAUACGUUUAGUUUACAAAACCUCUCCCACACUCAAGUCAGAAUUAAGUCUGAGGGCGGGUGAAACCUUCCUUAAGAGUAGCGCAUCACUCAUUCAAGGAUCACUUGAGGCCAGUUAACACAGGCCUGUGUCUGUUGAUGUGAAAGGCUCUCUGUCUUUGAGGUUAAUAUCCCAGUCCUCAGCGCUGUCUCCAGUGACUGCUACCAUAUCAAAUUACGCUGUACUUGAAUUACAAGUGGCCUUAAGCUAUUCAUCGAAAGGAACGUUACUCUUGAGGUAUUCUAUUGUGAAGAAAAUGCAAAGGUGCGAGCUUUACUUUAAACAAGUGUUAGCGAAUUGGAGGAGCUUACAAGCGUUGAACGACCCUUUUUUUGUGAGAGAUUAUGAGAAAAUGAUCGCUUUUAUUAACACUAACUCAAGACGUCUGGGAUCCUGGAGGGAAGGCGGAAAAAGGGCUAAAACACCUUUGUUGACUGAUAUGUAGGUGGCCCAAGCUGAAUCGGAACUUGAGAAAAGAUGGACAGAGAAGGCAGAUAAAAUGGUUGCCCAAGCGGAGGAGAAAUGGAAAAGAAGAUUCCAGGAGGUUACAGAUGAAAAAGAAGAGGCAAACAUGAAACUUGCAGAGCUUCAAGGGAAGGUUAGCAUUGCACUUUUGGUACAAGAAAUUAUUAAUUAAGCCAUGUUAAAAACGUGUUACCAGUAUUCACAUACCUUUUGCCAAAUGGAACAUGAUUUGAUUUUAUUUGGUUUUUGGUGAGGGACGAAACAGGCUUUGCCUCCCAGUUGAUUCCAACCCCUUCUUUACACACCCAACUUAUGAGUGAUGGACCACACCACCAGUGUCUAUGUCCUCUACUCUUUUUGCAAAGCAUUGUGGGUUUUUUCACGUCACUCGAGAAUCAGAUCACUGAAAGUGCUGUGAGACCAGGGUGCGGUUUUUUCAUCUCAAUUCGAGAAGACUAAAAUGUCUAACCAGCAUUUGCAGAUGUCAGCGCGAAGACAGCACAUUCUUCCCACUUAUUUCAACACCCUGAGCGUUGGUCCGGCCGGAAAUCGAAUCCGGGCCUACCGCUUCAAAGUCUGGUACCCAACCUGUUGAUCUAACUAAACUAAACUAUUUUGAAAUCGACAUCCCUUGAUCUGUAAUUCCUUCUUACUUCCGCGAUAGUAUUCUACAGCAAAGGCGAGUGAAGACGCCAAAGAUGAAAAGAUUAAAGACCUCCAAGAAAAAAUAGAAGAUCUUGAAGGAAUACAAGAAAAGGUUAGUUUUUUUUGGCGAAACACCAGCAGUUAAUAGGCGGGGCUUAAACUACAUCGGGGAGUGGAACUUCAUUUCGAAGUGGUGCUUACGGGAUAUUAGAAAGAGAACAUGGUCUUCCAAGGGAUACAACAAAACAAUGAUACCAUGAGGGUCAUAUUAUCAUGAGGCAAUAUUUUUUGUCUUCAUAAGUAGGUGGAAUAUGAUUAUUCCGGUGAGUGUUGUCCUGAAUAGAACUGUUGUUGACAGUGACUGGCGUUUCGACAAUGUGUGCGGUAGUCAUCUUUAACUGGACUACACUCUCCCGGACGAUCAUAUUCCACCUACUUAUGAGAUGACUCCUGGGUUCAAAGCAUUCAGUUUUUAUCUUGCUUUGUUUUUGUUCAACAGUAUACACAGCUACAAUCUUUGCAAGGUAAUAAAGAUACUGAGUUGGAAGAACUAAAAUCCUCAAAACGGGAGCUAGAUGCACUUCAGGCUAAGGUUAGAAUAUUAUUUUUUUUCUCACCUAUUAAACAACGCGAACUUUCUGGCUUUUAUUAUUCAUUCAAAGUAUUCCUCAGUUUAUGAUCGACGUAAAUCCCUGUGGCUAAUUCUUCAUAAUCAGCUAGUGGUGACCAAAUGUAAGUGAUAUCUGCUGAUAUCAACAUAAUUGACGUCAAGUGUACUGAUAUUGAUAGAAAAAGGGACAGACGACGCGGUGGCUCAUCGGUUUUUGGCAGUGCAGAGUUGGAAAAAAUAGCGGAAGAUUUCAGACUCUUUGAGAAGACGAAUUGGAAAUAACCGCUUUACUGCUUCAAAAACAUGGCAAGGAGUGACAAAAAUACCACUCGACGGAUGACAACCCCCAUACAGUGAAUUUCCGCUAGAACAAACAUUUCUUCAUACACUGAAACUGAUGAGGAAGAUGUAAAUUUUUUUAAAGGCGGGAGCAAAGCUAUAAGCACGACGUUGGAAACAUUUUGAAAUGAGUAAAAACAACUAGCGUGCGCUUGUAGAUUAAUUUGCAGAAACAUGAUUGAUUUUGGUUUACACUCCUUCUUCUGUUGUGAAGAAGGGGCCAGCAAGAUUUUUUUCUUUGACUUGUGAUUGAUUCAUGGAUUGGCCAAAGUAACUGCUUUAUUUUUGAUUGGACCCACAUGUAACUUAGGUUCUCCAUUGUCUUCUGUUUGAUAUCAACAGUAUCAAGAUGUGCGCUCCAGAACACUGAAAAUGAAAGAACAAUAUGAGGAACAACUUGCAUCAGCUGAGGAGGUACUGUGACAAAAAUCCGGCGUUUCCUUUGUUUUUGGACCAAUAACUGGAAAAAGAUCGAAUCAAUUUAGGUUUCAGGGAAACUGCCCACCUACUCCUCCCCUAAGCCAACGUUUUGCCCCAAGUGGGAAGUAAGUGUUAAUGUUGGCUCGGUGGAGGGGUAGGUGGGCAGUUUCCCCUAAACCUAAAUUGAUGAAACAUCUUGCUAAAAAGAUCCUAAGGGCCUGUUUACAUGGAGCUGGGGGACCCCAGAUAGGUUAGGUAGCAUGCGACGGGUUACCCCACCUAUCAUGUAAAUUGGAUCAAAUUAAAAUGGGAGAUUAUAUGUACAGACGGGAUACCCCACCUAAGUGGGUUACCUCACCUACAUGGGGCCCCCCACCUCCCUGUAAACAGGCCCUAACUUUGACUGUGGAUGCAAUUAUUUCAAGUAACACUAAGUUGAGACUAUUUGAAAUCCAUGAACUGUGUGUGAUCAGAAUUCGUAGAGAAGAGAAAGCAAGGAGGUCGGUUUUUCAAAUAACUUGCGUAUGAAUUUUUACUGCUUAGUUGGUUUGUUUUUGCUGCAUCUGCGUUAGUUUUUUUUUCACCCACGCAAUCCCUACAUUUUGUUGUAACCUUACUCUGAGUAUUUCAAUUGGUGUUUCAUGGUACGUAGGGAAAAUUUAAUUUGCUGUGCUCGACGUUUUACAUUUUUUCCCUUAGGAGCGCGAAUCCGCUCUGUCAGAAUCUUACGCUAAAGGUUUGAAGGAAGGGAAAGAACAGGCGGGCGGCGAUAAGCAACAAGCCCCUGUCAACGUGACUGAUGAAGUAAGUCUGGGGUUUGUUUACUUUUGGACUAGACUGCACUUACAACAGAAGCAGACGUAGAUAUUUCAUGAAUGCCUCUUUGGGAUAGCUUGCGCUUUGUCACCUUCUCCUCACCUUAUCUCCCUCAACAGAGACUGUCCAAAGGCUCUGUCUGGGAUAUUGUCGUAGCCAAACGCACUAAUUAUCAUCCAAUUUCUGUUCGCCUGCACAUGUGCUUGCGCUCAUCCCUGCGCCUUUUGUGUAAACUAGCGCUAAAAGAAACGCUCUUUAAAUAUUCUACGUAUCAGAAAUUUCAGGCAAGUCUUAAAAGGGGCUCUUUAAUAGAGAGCGUGUCCAGGUUUCACUUUUUAGACAUAUUUUCAACUGGCGACCAGAAAACGUUUUGCUCGAUCAUAGCGCUCAAAAACAGUCCCUUAAGGUGGCUGAACACAGUUUUGCGGGCAGUCAGCGGUAACUCGCGUGACCGCGCGUGUUUUUAAUUAGACAAACAAACAUGGCGGCGAAAAAGCAAUGGUACACAGAAGACGAUUUCUCAAAAUCUACUCAUUAAAAUUUUGUGAUAUUUGGCAGAAUUUUUACUUUUAUCGUAUUUUCGAUAAUGAAAUCUUUAAAAUGGAGGUUGAACAGACGAAUUUCGUGACACAUUUAAUAAUUACGAUGCAAUUAUAUUAUUGAUUAUCUAAAAGUUCGUCUGUUAAAAUUUGAUCAAAUAAGUUUCAAAUGGUAAUGAUUAGUUACAGUAAGCUGUGUGCAAGAUUAUAGGAAAAUCUAAUGAGCGGAUUUUAUGUAAACUGAACAAAAGUGAAAUUUUAAGGUUGUAUUCAAUCGUUCAUGUUGCCAUGGAAACUACGAAAACGUCAAAUUUUACCUGUCAAUCAAAAUCUUUCAUUAGUAUAUUUUCCACCUGCCAAGUUUCAGCUUGUGAGCUGCAACCUUUCUCUUGCCAUGAUUUGGCAAAUGACAUAGACUCACAAACUGCCAAAACUGUGUUCAGCCACCUUAAACCAAUUAAAAACUCUCACCAGUCAACGUUACCGGUACCAAGUGCGGUCAAAUCCAUGCGAGGGAGUCCCAAGUGGUUUUUCUUUGGACAGUUCUCAGUUUGAAGGUAUAUUGCUGUUUUAUGUCAAUUCUGUUGUGAAGUCAUUACUUUGUGUCCUUACCCAUACAUAAAAUGCGCCGGUAGAGUUAUGAAGAAGAUAUGAUACAAAUUUCAUCAAGGAGCACUAAGCAUAAUAAUGUUUCUGGUGAUCUUUGCAGGCAUAACAUUAACACCAACUUUUUCAAGUUUUAAUCCAUUUCCAUUCUUAUCAUCCCUGGCCUAAAGACGACAGGAAACCGUUUCAAUCUCUAAAUAUAGUCUUAUAUAACAAAACCGGGUCAUUAUUUUUGGAAUUCAGUUGAUUCGAAGACAUUUGUUAGCUUUUUAAAAAGAAAACACUCGUAAGACAUAGUCCCUUUAAGGAACCACGAUAGUGACGUCAAGUAGAACAUCGUUUGAUAAAGACUCAAGCUCUUUUUAAUAACUUUAGAGUGGCUGUAAUUUUUCUUAUCUUACGUGGAGAUAUAUUCCAAGCAAUGAAUUUGUGACGAUAAUUUGGUGUUCUUUGAGAGAACAUUGCGCCGUCUCGUUUGUCAGGAAAGCUCGCUUGUGAACAGAAGAACAGCAAGAAAAUUGAAACUUUUUGUCUAACUUACCUGCUAGCAUCGCCUUCGCGUUUGCUUACUGGAAAACUCGGGGUCGUGAGAGGCUGAGUUGUGCCACGCAGUGUUGUUGUACAAGUUUGAAAAACUCACAAGUGGUUAAAAGAUUCGGUUAGCGGUAGAUCCCAUCUGCCUGAAACCCCUUGGAUGCCUUAUGAAGUUUACACAACGUAGGAUUUUCCUUAUCGGUUCGGUUUCCCUUGUAUUAUAGAUGUAUAGACUUAGAGUGGAGGCGAUAAGGAAUACUACGUCGGGUGAACUUCAUAAGAUGUCCAAGGGGUUUUAGGCCGAUGGGAUCUAAAGCUAACAGAACAUUGUUUGGGGAUUUCUAGUGCGAAAGAUUAACGAUUGUGUUAAUUCCUCAGGUGAAGCGUAUAAUGAAUACAGUGUUCUACAUGCUAAGGAACGAAUUUGAGGCAGAUGAAAGUUACACGGGCUCGGAUAUAAUGGCAGUUGUACUGAAAACUAUCAAGGUAUGCUACUAGCUUGCAUUUCUUUAGUUUGAUAACAAGUUUAUCUGACCUGGAGACUGAAGACUUCAAUUGUAUAUGUUAAGCCCUUGAUUUUUGGGGACUGGGCUGGGGAUAAAACUCCCGCCCACAUCCCUCGAAUCAAGAACUUGCUCGCAAGCCAUAAGAAAAGUUAUUUCGUGGUUUUGGUCAUGGUAAUUCACCAAGAUCAUUUAUCAGUGAAGAUCAUUUCUUUUCGUUCUUAUUGAGCGGGAUGUUUUAUGGUCAGAUUAAAGCACUGUGAAAGGGCAAAAUGAGUAAAGUGGCUUGGUCCCUCAGCGUGCUGCCAGUUCACCAGCCCCAGCGAUAUUUUGAAAUGCUUUUGUUUCGAUAAUCCCGUCAGCGGACUUUCUUUUUUCUAGCUUGUGAUGUUACAAAGAUAACUUCCUCCUAAUUUAUUCACUGACCAUCUCUCAUUGUUGUACAGCUGAAAUGUUACCCGAAAAGCGUGCGUUAUCAUUGGUUACUUCAUGGUCACAUGAAAUCGAACGAUAAAACAUUUUCCCGCCAAUAGUCUCUGAGCGGGCAAAAUCUGAAACAGUGAGCUUAAGCAGCGAUGACAGCGACGGCUACGAAAACGUUACUUAAAAAGUGAAUUCGGCCUGCUUCCAACUUUAUCGCGCUUAUUCCAUCUCGUUCAGUUCGUCAAAUGUUGACAAUUUUUACUGGACAUGAAUUCUAAAAGACUGUAUCGAAGUCGAGGAAAAGAAAAAAUAGUCGUUGUCUUGUCCUUACGUCCUCCACAAAACCCGAAAUUAGGCAGUUUUACGCCGUCGUCGUCUUCGUCAUCGUUACUCAAGCUCCCGACGCGAAUGUUGACCGCGCGCUGAGAUGAACUUUCAUAAAUUUGAACGCGUGGAAGUCACCCCUCUUGGGUUAUAAAACAAAUCACUUAAUGGCUGGUCUCUCUGAAAACUUCUUCAAAUUGUUAAUGAAAUACUCGAAAAGCAAAAUUAACUGUUUCCCCUGGAUUAAGUGUUUAUUAUUUAUUGUAAGUUGCUUGAUUUUAUACAGAUUCUUGAUUAUUGUUUUUAACGGAAAUCGCACUCAUAAUGCUGUUUGAUGUUUGCAUUAUGCAGGAGGUAACCAUAAAACUUAUGAGUGGAGAAACUGCGCAGAAAGAAGAGAGCGAAGAAGAAGAAGAGGAAGAAGAAGAAGAGGAGGAGGAGGAGGAGGGAAGGAGGAGGGAGAGAAGGAGUAUAAAGAGGAUGAGAAACUAGGAAGCGAAAGGAAGAACCAUAGCGAAGGAGAAGAUGAAGACAAAGUGGAAGUAACGGAGAAAUAUCCAGCUGUCAAACAAGGCGUGGAUGAAAUCGACGACGAAGAAGAGGACGAUGAAAAAGAAAGUAACAAUGUGGGCGAAGUAGUUAAUGAUAAAACACAAAUUGAAGGCACUGAGGAAGAAGAUGGUGGAGAAAACAACGACGAAGAAGACUCAAGUGCACCGAAAGUGGAUGAAGCAGAGGAAAAAGAACUUGAAGAAGAGAUAAAACAAGAAACCAAGCCAGUAGACGCUGAUCUAGCGGUUGAUGAAUCAAAUGAGGAAAUACCACAAAUACAAAACACUGAUAAUACAGACAAUGUUUCCGAGGAUGAAUUUUUGCCAGGGAAUCUUGUAGAUGUACCUUCUCUCGAGGAACUUUCUGCUGAACCAGAUAAGGAGUCCUCUACAACUGAAGUAGAUAAAACUAGCCCUGAAAUCCCUGCACAACCAGUGCCAGACGAAAGUAAGGAGAUAUGUUCGUCUGCGAUUUCAGAAGAAGAGGAAAAAAACAAAGUAGCUGAAGAAAAGGAAGAGCAAGUGACGAAAGAACAGGGAAGCCAAGGUAAAUAGGUUUGCAGCGUUUAGAAGUUGGAUCAGUCUUUGCGGUAAUGAAAAGCUUGAAUGAACAGGGGAGUGAAAAUCUUAUUAGGGUAUAGAAACACUUCAGGUCAUUCCCCGCCUUAAAUAAAAGUUUACAAACCAAUCACGUUUUUAAACUUUUAUUUCAGAAGUCCAAGAAGACAAGAAUCAAGGCAUUAGUGAAGACAAAUUGAAAUCGUGAGUAUUUUGCACUGUAGCUUUCUUCAGUUUAUUCUGAUAUUGUUUUCCUGUAAAAUGAUCGCAUAUUUCAGCUGGUGGAAUUUAGAGGUCUAUGUGUGAAGAAAGUAACUUGUAGCUUCUCCAAACGAAAAUGACCUGACUUUUUGUUCGUAGCAGAAAAAAAAUUCUGUAGUAUUAACGGGGCAUUCUUAUGGCUCGAGGGGUUCACCGUAACCCGAGGGGUGUGAGAGUAGAAUAACCCCAAGGGGGGAUGGCGGGUCAAUUGAACUGUGUCCACGGUGAAAUUUGGAACUCAAGGGCUUGCUCCGUUCUCAUUACUCACUCACUCACUUAUUCCUGUGCUGUCUUUGCUGGGCGUCAAGGCGCCUUCCCUUCUGAUAAGCUUCCUGCAUGAGGCCUUUCUGUCGUAGAAAUGCUUCAGGAAAUGUGUAAACCCAAACAAAUUCGCAGGCCUUAUCAUUUGCCAGGGGUUAAUUCUAAGUUAAUUCCCUGUCUCUUCAGGUUCAGGAGAUCAUUUGCCAGGGGUUAAUUCUAAGUUAAUUCCCUGUCUCUUCAGGUUGAGGAGAUCAUUUGCAAGGGGUUAAUUCUAAGUUAAUUCCCUGUCUCUUCAGGUUGAGGAGAUCAUUUGCAAGGGGUUAAUUCUAAGUUAAUUCCCUGUCUCUUCAGGUUGAGGAGAUCAUUUGCAAGGGGUUAAUUCUAAGUUAAUUCCCUGUCUCUUCAGGUUGAGGAGAUCAUUUGCAAGGGGUUAAUUCUAAGUUAAUUCCCUGUCUCUUCAGGUUGAGGAGAUCAUUUGCCAGGGGUUAAUUCUAAGUUAAUUCCCUGUCUCUUCAGGUUGAGGAGAUCAUUUGCAAGGGGUUAAUUCUAAGUUAAUUCCCUGUCUCUUCAGGUUGAGGAGAUCAUUUGCAAGGGGUUAAUUCUAAGUUAAUUCCCUGUCUCUUCAGGUUGAGGAGAUCAUUUGCAAGGGGUUAAUUCUAAGUUAAUUCCCUGUCUCUUCAGGUUGAGGAGAUCAUUUGCGAGGGGUUAAUUCUAAGUUAAUUCCCUGUCUCUUCAGGUUGAGGAGAUCAUUUGCAAGGGGUUAAUUCUAAGUUAAUUCCCUGUCUCUUCAGGUUGAGGAGAUCAUUUGCGAGGGGUUAAUUCUAAGUCAAUUCCCUGUCUCUUCACGUUGAGGAGAUCAUUUGCAAGGGUUUAGUUCUAAAUUAAUUCCCUGUCUGUUCAGGUUGAUAAGAUUAUUUACCAGGGGUAAUUCAACGUUAAAUCCCCGUCUCUUUUCAGGUUUGUAGAGAGCAUUUGCAAAGGGUUAGUUUUCAGUUAAUUUUCUGUAUGUUUUCAGGUUGUUUGGUGAUGACGGUCAUGACGAUGUAGAAGCAACGUUUGGCUCAUUGACGAAAAAGAAAGAAGAGGAAAAACCGGUGAGAAGCUUUGUACCUUUUAGCCUAGCGGUCUCAAAAUUGUUUCCCCUAUGUUAGAUUCUUGUUUCGCACGUUUUGUGGUAGUUUCUUUUACAUUUACCUAUUAUUGACUUUUUGGCAAUUAUCCUCACACUCCUUUUCACGCCAACCAUAGCUAUGAAGUCAGUUAAUGUCUGUAGAGUCGAUCAACCUAUUAGUGGAAAGUUGCUGCCUUAGGGUUGCAGUGUUGCUGGCUUUGUGGCUUCCAGUUACUGAAACCGCUGAAUAAAUUUUUAUUUCAGUCGUCGUAUUUCAUCCUCAAAUUAAGAACGUUUUUUCAGUUGAGUGUCUUUAGUUCGUUUGUUCUGCAUCUGCAGCUCGGUACUUCUACACUUUGAUUCCUUGCUAAUUAAAAUCCCUCGUCUAAUUCCGACAAAAUAGAUUUCCCGCGCUUACUUUCCCGCGAAUGGCGCCCGUUUAUAUAUUUGCUUCGAUUUCUGAUUGGCUUACGUGAUUCAAAGCAUCUCUUUUGAUUGGUUAGAUUAGCUUAGCUGUUGUAGGCGGUGCCCUCCACCUCUCGCCAAAAAAAGACGGGCGAGAGCACGACAAGACUAAGGGCUCUAUUUGGCGAGUGAGAUAGGUGUCAUUUUGUUGGGAACCAUUUUAUAAGCUGCAUAAGCAAGAUUCUCAUUAAGGGGUUGUUGUUGUUGUUGUUGUUUUAAAUACAGGAUUCUCCACCUCCACGAGCUGUCCCUCCGCCAUUAUUCGAUGAUGACGAUGAUGAUGACCUUGACUGGUUCAAGUGAAAUUUGUUGAACAUGCGGUAUCUCUUUUUACGAAGCCAUCUUUGUUAAAUGACAUAUAUGUAGAUACAUUAGGCUGUUGUUUUAAAAGUACUACGUCUUAGCCUAUAUUGGCCACUCUGAAUUAUGCUGAGUCUCGGAAGAUUCAUGUGAAGUUAAGUUAACGACAAGAAACCCGGACAUGAAACCACACCUUCUACCUCUCCCCUUUUAAAACCCACAAGCUACAAGCAAGCAACAUCAUAACGCAUGGGAACCGUACUUUUUGGCACAGGAAAUGGGUGAAGAGUACGAGACGAAAUUAACGUGCGUUGGCCAACACCCUGGUCCCUGAGUCCACAGAAAUUUUAAAUAUAAUAAAAAUCGCCAAUUGUAAUAAAAAAUUAGCGAAAAUUCUUUUCUAUUCUGGCAACGACGUGGUCAUCUCAUUCACAGCAUUGAUGAACAGUAACUGAAACAGUUUAUUUAGAAUUGUGUUUUAUUUGUUUUUCUUGAUCAUGCAUUGUUUUUAAGUUUGAUCACGUUUUCGAAAGACGUCAAGAUACAUGAUUUAAAGUACAAGGCUCUGAUAAGACAUGUGCUCGCAUCGUUAUGCACCUAUCAAUGUAACGCCGGCGGGGGGGGGGAGGCAGGGCAUAGGGUGGGGAUUUGACUUUUUUCAAAAAUUUCCAAUCAAAUUCCCUUCCCACGGGCAAAUCAUUCCAGUCAAAUGCAACCAAAUUUCCCCACCCCAGGCUGCACAUUGCUGUCCAUCCCAAGGCAGAACCUAAGAAAGGCACAAUAAAAAUAUCUCUGAAUAAAACUCUUCAAUCUUUUAUAAACGUUGCUGCAUCACCAAAGAUACAUGUUCCUGUUACAGCUGCAGUUAUACGUUUUAACCAUAAUCCGUGUUACAUUGCGUAGAAUACAUAAUCUUUAGGAGAAAGUCCACAUUUUGUAAGUCUAAAUGUACCGUUCUUAGUAAAGGGUACAAAGAAAGUCAGUUUUAUAAGUUUACAGCGAUUGUAGCGAAUGAGCCAUACACUAAUCAAUUGUACUUGCAAAAAUCGACUCGGUUUCUCUUUACUUCCGCUUACUUUGAUACCACAGUAUAUUAAGAGGUUCAAUUGAUCAAAAACACGCUAAAACAAACGAAAUUUGAAGACAAAACAGUGAAAUCCACUCAGCCUUCGCUUGCACUCAUUGGCCUCCAUGACUUCCUGAUCUUUUCAAACCGUAUGAUGCAUGCGUGAAGCGUGGAAGCGGGAAACGUAUGUUCGGUCUAAGUCUUUUUCGUCCGAGUCGGCAGUCAAAUAUCUCCACGUCGGGCGAAGAAAGAUUCAAAUAUCCCCUCCCCCGGGGGAACAAGAUAAGUCAAAUGCCCUACCCCAGGGACAACAAAGACAAUCAAAUCCCCACCCUAUGCCCUGCUCCCCCCCCCCCCCCCGCCGGCUUUACAUUGAUAGGUGCAUUAUUCCUAGUUCAAAGACUACUUACAAAGCUGCAGCCUUUUCACACAAAGAGUAUAAUAGUCGAAAUAUUUUUGUAAUUAAACAGCUCGGUUAUUACGGUAAGGUUCCUAUUCCACUAAAGAUCAGCUGUAUGCCUUCGGUGUUAAAAAAAUUAGAAAACAGAUUUUUCAAAUCGCAUCGUUACCUAGUAUUGG
This is a messenger RNA of Porites lobata, 36151 nucleotides long. The record is from the annotation of a GenBank genome assembly. Lineage: Eukaryota; Metazoa; Cnidaria; Anthozoa; Scleractinia; Poritidae.